AGUUACUUGAAUACACAACCCCUUAUAUGUAAUCUGUUAUCUUCCUUAUUUUAUAUUAAUUAAAAAUGAGAAGUCAAACCGGAAACAGACACAUCAUUUCAGACUGCCACCCGAAGAACAGCAUUACCCACAAUCCACCGCUUUGAUGUUAGCAAACAGCAAUGGCGGCGUCCAUAACCAGAGUGGAAGAUGUAUCAGGACCUCUGGAGAAGUGUUUGUCAGGACUCGGGUUUGAGGUUCACCCCCUGAAGGUGGGCUGGUAUAACGCGGUCCUGCCCCCCUCCCUGGCCCUGUCGUACCCUGAUGACACGCUGGCCGUGGUGGUCUUCAGCACUCCUUCCAUGUUUGAGAAAGCCUUCCUGCCCUUCCUUGAGGAGCAGAGCUGUGGGGGUGUGCGUGACCCGAUCGAUCAGUGUGUGAGACAGUGUGUGUCCUCUGCUGUCUCUCAGUGUUUCCAGGGACAGAAGGUGGACGUCAGCUAUGACUUCGAGCUGCUGCCCAGCAGGAGGCCUCGUUUCCUCGCUCAGACGGCGGCUCACGUGUCCGGAGGAGCGUAUUACUACCAGCAGAGUGACGUCACAGAUCCACCAUGGACGGACAAAAAGAUGUUUGGGGUGUGUGUCCACCCUCAGUUUGGGGGCUGGUUUGCGAUCAGAGCCCUGUUGGUGUUCGUGGAUCUGAGGGGGGGCUCUGACCUGCAGCAGCCUCCUCCUGCAGACUGUGUGCCGAGCAGGGAGGGACGGGUCCAGCUGCUGGAGGCCUUCAACCUCCGCUGGCAGGACUGGAGCUACAGGAACAUCGUCCCUCCGGUGGAAACGUACUCUCAGAGACAGAAGGACUACUUCUCCUGUCGUCCCGCUGAGAGACUCGCUCUGCUGAAGUCGUGGGGUUUCCUGCUGAAGAAGGAAGGGGCUGAUGAGACGGCAGAGACUCAGGAGGAGCUGAGCGGACACGGCUGAAGGAUGAAACACAAACACAAACUUUCUCUGCUGGAAAGACUUUAAAUGAACCUUUAUUUGAACCCUGAUGGACAGCAGAGGUUUAGUGAGCCUGUUUUCAGGUCCGAGGGAAAACUUGGAGCUCUUGAAUGGGAACUUAUUCUUCAUAAAGCUGCUGUUUGAUGUGUUUCAUGGUUCACUGUACGGACAAACACUUUUAUUUGCCUUUUAUUUCCUGAAACACACAAACUGUAGAUGUUCAGCAGUGACUCCACACCGUUAUCAUGACUCCCUCAGUAUCAACGUGUUUACACCUGUAUCACCUGUAAUCUGUCCUCUCUGUAGUUACAUAAUUUUAUCAUUAAGUGCCAAAAACACUUAAAUUUAACUGUUUCACAAACAUUUCUGUUUCUAAAAGUGAAGCUAUAAAAAGACAAAAUAAAAACAUGUCAACAAAAUGACUCCAAAGUU
Molecule: messenger RNA, 1409 nt
Organism: Notolabrus celidotus (New Zealand spotty)
Lineage: Eukaryota; Metazoa; Chordata; Actinopteri; Labriformes; Labridae
Gene: mmachc
Product: metabolism of cobalamin associated C
Exons: 5
Coding region: 162-959 (265 amino acids)
Biological process (GO): cobalamin metabolic process
Cellular component (GO): cytoplasm
Molecular function (GO): cyanocobalamin reductase (cyanide-eliminating) (NADP+) activity; demethylase activity; FAD binding
Source: RefSeq, a predicted model, not a curated record